Oreochromis niloticus (Nile tilapia) is the source of this 842-nucleotide messenger RNA. RefSeq names its product progranulin (gene granulin). Bases 38 to 658 code for a protein of 206 amino acids. NCBI's taxonomy places the organism in Eukaryota, Metazoa, Chordata, Actinopteri, Cichliformes, Cichlidae. The record is from RefSeq and is marked provisional. Gene Ontology annotation, cellular component: extracellular region. The transcript has 5 exons.
AACACAGGAAGCUGCUGAAUUUCUUCACUGCCUAAAGAUGUUGAGGAUCACUCUGUGUUUGUCAUUCGGUGUGUUUCUGUGGGGAUUUGCUUCAUCCUCUAUCACAUGUCCUGAUGGGAGUACUUGUUCAGACUCCGCCACCUGCUGCAAGGCUAAAAUCGGCUUUGGCUGCUGCCCAUUUCCAAAUGCCAUGUGCUGUGCCGAUCUGCUCCACUGCUGCCCUUCAGGAUAUCGCUGUAACCUGGUUACCAUGAAUUGUGAGAAAUUAGACCAGCCGUGGCUGACCAUACCCAUGGUGAAGAAGGAGGCUGCGGAGAAACCAGCCCCACCUGAACUGCCUGGAACUCCACUCCAGGAGCUUAAAGAGAGCCAGGUCCCAGAUCCAAUAAAGAGUUCAGUGGUCUACUGUGACAGUUACACCUACUGUCCUGAUGGCACUACUUGCUGCAGACACCCACAAGGAGGCUGGACCUGUUGUCCCUACUCUCCUGGCAAAUGUUGUCUGGAUGGCUACCACUGUUGUCCAAUUGGAUUUGACUGUGACCGCACCUACACGCACUGUGUGAGGGAAAAACUCACAUAUCCUUUCCUCCGCAAGCCAGCAGUGCCUUCAGCACCUGCCUCCCUCAUCCCAACUUCAGAGGACAAAGAAAACUAGGAGAAGGGACACAGGAAGCAGAUUUUCAGCUGCUGUGACUAUAGAUGUACCUGCAACCCCUCCUGCGUUAUGGUAACACAUGCUGAGAUGGCUUUAAAGUCCACUGUGAUAGAUUUUUUUGGUCAUUUUUGUUAAAAAUUGUCCUAAAAUUCUUUUUGCCAUGCUGAAGAAUAGUACACAGGUC